UUGACUGGAAUUCCCUGCGGCUUUCUGAGGGCGGCGUCCCAGCCUGUAUCCUGCACCAUGCCGGCUUUGUCAACAGGAUCUGGUAGUGACACAGGUCUGUAUGAGCUGUUGACUGCUCUGCCAGCCCAGCUGCAGCCACAUGUAGAUAGCCAGGAAGACCUGACCUUCCUCUGGGAUAUGUUUGGUGAAAAAUGCCUGCAUUCACUGGUAAAGAUUCAUGAAAAACUACACUACUAUGAGAAGCAAAGCCCUGUGCCCAUUCUCCAUGGCGCGGCAGCCUUGGCCAGUGACCUGGCCGAAGAGCUUCAGAACAAGCCAUUAAACAGCGAGAUCAGAGAGCUGUUGAAACUGCUGUCAAAACCCAAUGUGAAGGCUUUGCUCUCUGUACAUGAUACUGUGGCUCAGAAGAACUAUGACCCCGUAUUGCCUCCUAUGCCUGAAGAUAUCGAUGACGAGGAAGACUCAGUAAAAAUAAUUCGUCUGGUAAAAAAUAGAGAACCAUUGGGUGCCACCAUCAAGAAGGACGAGCAGACCGGGGCGAUUGUUGUGGCCAGAAUCAUGAGAGGAGGGGCUGCAGACAGAAGCGGUCUUAUUCAUGUUGGUGAUGAACUCAGGGAAGUGAACGGGAUACCAGUUGAGGAUAAAAGGCCUGAGGAAGUAAUACAGAUUUUGGCUCAGUCUCAGGGGGCGAUUACAUUUAAGAUCAUCCCCAGCAUCAAAGAAGAGACCCCGCCCACAGAAGGCAAGAUGUUUAUCAAAGCUCUCUUUGACUAUGAUCCUAAUGAAGAUAAGGCAAUUCCAUGUAAGGAAGCCGGGCUUUCUUUCAGAAAGGGAGAUAUUCUUCAGAUCAUGAGCCAGGAUGAUGCAACGUGGUGGCAAGCGAAGCACGAAGGGGAUGCCAGGCCCAGAGCGGGCUUGAUUCCCUCGAAGCAUUUCCAGGAAAGGAGGUUGGCUCUGAGACGACCAGAGGUACUGGUUCAGCCCCUGAAAGUUUCCAACAGGAAAUCAUGUAAGUUUGUUAAUGAGAAUGCAGAACUCUGUGCUCUGGGAAUACAGGGAUACGUGUUCCUGCCUUCAAGAUUCUUCCAAGUGGUUGGAGGCGUAAUCAAGUGCGACUCUGUAGCUGACACGUACGAGCACACUACCAGAGCAAGAAGAAGCCAGGAGAGUGAUGGCGUCGAAUAUAUUUUCAUCUCUAAGCAUUUGUUCGAGACAGACGUACAAAAUAACAAGUUCAUUGAAUACGGUGAAUAUAAAAACAACUACUAUGGCACGAGUAUAGACUCAGUGCGCUCUGUCCUCGCUAAAAACAAAGUUUGUUUGUUGGACGUCCAGCCUCAUACAGUGAAGCAUUUAAGGACACUAGAAUUUAAGCCCUAUGUGAUAUUUAUAAAGCCUCCGUCGAUAGAGCGUUUGAGAGAGACAAGAAAAAACGCGAAGAUUAUAUCGAGCAGAGACGACCAGGGUGCUGCAAAGCCAUUCACGGAAGAAGACUUUCAAGAAAUGAUUAAAUCUGCACAAAUAAUGGAAAGUCAAUACGGUCAUCUUUUUGACAAAAUUAUCAUAAAUGAUGAUCUCACCAUGGCGUUCAAGGAACUAAAAACAACUUUUGACAAAUUAGAGACAGAGACCCAUUGGGUACCAGUGAGCUGGUUACAUUCAUAAUAACUAAGGGAAAUGUCCACAAUCACCUUUUUUAUAAUAGAGUGCAUGAUUAAAUCAGUUACCAGUCUGGUGUAGGGUUUUUAAAUCUGUAUCACUGUCAUUGGUGUAUAAUCUUGGUGAAAAUUGAACACCGCUUUUGUUUGUAUCUUUUUAUAGCCUUAUUUGAAACAUAGUGUGUGAGUAUCAGAUCCGAAAUCAAAAUUUGCACAGUACUCUGAGUAUUCUGAGCAAAGCUUUGAACCUUCUGGUUGUCUUUAAUGUAGCUCUGUCUCCAAGAUGAGACUGAAGUUUUUAAAGAGACGUAGGUAAAGUUCAUGCUUCAGCCAGUCUCAGACGUGGAUGCUGCCGUUCAGUUUGCAUGUUAGCAGUUGACAGCAUCAGCUUAGCACCCUGGAGCAGCCCCAGACAGGACAGCUUUGCUGUUUCUGGGUGGAUCAUCACAGACUAGCUGGGCCGGCAGCGAGAAGGAGUCCUCAUUCUGUGCAAAAGGUGCAAACUUCUUCUAUAUCCACAGUAUGUUC
Propithecus coquereli (Coquerel's sifaka) is the source of this 2186-nucleotide messenger RNA. It is a transcript of the gene MPP7, whose product is annotated as membrane protein, palmitoylated 7 (MAGUK p55 subfamily member 7). The record is from RefSeq and is a predicted model, not a curated record. NCBI's taxonomy places the organism in Eukaryota, Metazoa, Chordata, Mammalia, Primates, Indriidae. Bases 58 to 1665 code for a protein of 535 amino acids. Gene Ontology annotation, cellular component: plasma membrane; cell-cell junction. Gene Ontology annotation, molecular function: protein binding. Gene Ontology annotation, biological process: protein localization to adherens junction. The transcript has 15 exons.